GCAGAGAAGGAGGCUCAUCUCAGCCUGUGGGACUCCCUGGAGUCUGACACAGAGAGCCUCGCCCAGGAGAGACUAUACCAGAUGCAGCUUCAGAGUCGGAUCCAUCAGGGCAAUCGGAUGGAAGAAGAAGAUGCUGAAGGCGACAGUGAGGAAGAGCUUGGAGAGCAAGAUAAUUACAUUUAUGACAGUCUUGACGUUACAGCACUUAGACUAGGGAAGAGAAAACCAACACCAGAUAACGAUGGAGUCCAAGAGGUACUACAGGAGGAGAAAAGCCAAGACACAUUGAGGAACACUCAAGUGGAGGAUGAAUAUGCGUCCUUGCGUUAUGACCCCAACUGGAGGAGCAACCUGAAGGGGGCUCAGCACUUUGGUGGAGGGAGGACCCAGCUGCUGCUGGAGGAGGACAUAUACCAUGAUGCUGGAGAGGCAUCUGGGGAGGGUCCCUGGCAGCAGAUAGAAUUCACCGGAAGUGGAGCGCAGGAAAACGCGUACGCCCGUGGCCAUGUUCCCGCCGUAAGUUUUGUGGCAGGCGUGGAGGACCACGGCGGACCGAAGCUGAAGCCUCCCCCAACCCCUUACCGUCCACCUCUGCAAGGAAACCCUCUCGGUCAAGCAGGCUCACCUGCAUCCGCACACCCAAGACGGCAGGAACAGUUGGACCGAGCGGAGGGCGUGGAAUCAGACAGGAGCCUCAGGGCCCUCUCAGGUGCGAGGAACCAAGCGUACACAGGUGAAAACCAUGUCUCUCAUGAACUAGAGGAGAGUUACGAAAACAUGAACGAGAGAUAUGCGAGGGAGUAUCAGGUGUUCUACGACCAAGAAUCUGCACGCACCAAUGAGGCGAUGAACUGCAGACAGGACGGUGUUCACUAUAAACUGAAACACUCCCACCGCUUAUCAAAUGCGAGGCCAGUCAAACCAAAGGACGAUAUAGUGGAGCGCAACAAGAUGACCCUGGGUGUCCAAAGAAAACAGGGGUCCUACCUUAGGGCACAUGGACAGAGGGGAGAAAAAGAGCACAUAAAUCAGGAACCAGAGGCCAUGGAAGAGAUUUCCAGCAUUAGUAGCCAGGGAAGUCAAGACAAUCUUUUGGACCCCGAACUCAGGUGGCAGCAAAAGACACAGAGACUGAAGGUCUACCACCAGAAGAAAAGGCAGAGGAGAGAAGGAAAGCACCUUAAGCCCAUUGUGAAAAAGCAGAAUCCGUCCGGCUCCGGGACAGUGGUCGGUGGCCAGAGCGGGACACGGAGCCAUCCCCUGCGGCUGGGCCACGCCGAGGUGCUGGUCAUCGAUGGGGCGGACCCUGGCAGCACGGCAGCAGACGUCACGCCCUUCCUGAGCCCAGGUCACCAGCAGGCCAGCAUCACGCUCUCACCCACCCAGCGCCCUCCACUCGGGCCCAGCCUCACUGUUUAUAACCCCACUCCCCUGAGCUGUUACCAUGACCGCCAGCACCAGGAAGGACAGAGGCUCAGUCAUAGGCAGCCAUCACAAAGCCCAGGGUCUUACAAAGUGCUGCCCCCUAUUGGGCAAACAGUGGCAAGUGACACUGAGCUGAGCAGCCAAAGUCCUCGACAGCAAAUAAACCCCAUUCAGCGGAGCAGCUCAGAGGGUUAUCUGGCUCAGCUGGUGAGACAGAAGCAACUGAAAGAGAAAACAACCUACAAGGCAUACAGUCUGAAAGACUAUAAAGCCCUCAAACAGGAUGUUAAGCUUGGUGGACUUGGACCAAAUUACGAAGUAACAGAAAUGACAGCAGAGAAAAUUAGACGGCAGAAGCAGUAUUCAAAUAAGGUCCGCGAGCAGAACAAGAACUUAAGCAGGAACCUCUUUCUGCCAGCUAAGAACCCGAUGGGCAGUGACACCAGGGAGGAUAUUGUCCCCAGAAGAAAGGCUCUGGAAUAUGCCAGGAGCAUUCCGAAACCCAGGCCGCCCCCCCAGCCGAAGAACCGCGAGGCUGGGAAAGAGGACUUCCACGAGCCGUUGGGGUAUCUGGAGGACAUAGAUCUAUCCCAGCUCGCCAGACUGGAGAUGUUACAGAAGCGGCAUGAGGAGGAAAAACAGGUUGUGGCCCAUUUUAAAGCCUUGCGUGUCAUUUAA
This is a messenger RNA of Megalops cyprinoides (Indo-Pacific tarpon), 2103 nucleotides long. It is a transcript of the gene jhy, whose product is annotated as junctional cadherin complex regulator. The annotation marks the transcript as partial. Gene Ontology annotation, biological process: axoneme assembly. Lineage: Eukaryota; Metazoa; Chordata; Actinopteri; Elopiformes; Megalopidae. The record is from RefSeq and is a predicted model, not a curated record. The transcript has 10 exons.